UCAACUCCCACUCAACUACAGUAGAAGAAAGAUGGAUAGAUGACAGACCCUUUCUUUAAACCGCACCGCACACACGCACAUCCAUACAAUAAUACGGUUCCGGAGCGGGAGCGUUCGGAGCAGUCAAAACGGUUAAAACUCGAAACUUGAAACAAAUGAGAAAUGUCUUUCAUUCUCACACUUUGGAGAUGCAAUUUUGGCCCUCGGCUCUUUAACGCUUACGAAGUACUGCAAAAUGGUCACCUGAUAGCUAAACCGUACGAAGCUAACAUCUUGGAACGAUUAAGUGAUCAAAUCGUAAUUUGUUUUGCAGCAAUUUGGUCCAUAAGUCCGUAUACGAUUCCGUUGGUGGCUAUCCUCUUCUAUCACCAAACUUACACGUACGUAACGGAGAAUGUUGGUUCUCUGAGCAAUCUAAUAGCGCGCAUCAGUGCAGUUUUCGUGAUGUCGUUCGCUGCACGUGGUUACUCGAGAGCUACUAAUCCGGUCUACGUGAAAUUCUUGACUACGCUGACCGAAGCAAACGCUCGUUAUGACGCAGAAACGAGGCAAGAACUCGAAAAAUACCACUUUGAAUUCUGGGCAAAACCCGUCGAUUUCAACGCGAAUCAGAGCGAAGUGGAAAGGGAUACGACCAGAGAAAGAUUAACAUUAGAGACGAUUAGUCAAUCCAGUGGUCGCGUAAAAAGACUGGCUGGUAAAGAGUUUAUGUUUGCGUUACCUUGUAAAUUUUUAUCCUACAUCGUAGCUCAUACCUUUGCUAUCAAGAUGAUAUAUCCUGGAAGCGUGUUCGUUCUUAAUUGGGCGUUACUGCGUUCUACUCUUUUGCAAGGCAGAAUACAGAAAAAGCUCAAGUACAAUGGGGAAAGAUAUAAAUUGUUAACCGUGGAUAAUAACGAAAUCGAUGCUAUGUUCAUAGAUCAACGUCAAAGAUUGCGCAAUGGUAAUACAUUGGUUAUCACGUGUGAAGGAAAUUUUGGCUUCUACGAAAUUGGUAUCGUACAAACUCCGUUGAGCAAAGGAUAUUCUAUACUAGGAUGGAAUCAUCCAGGUUUCGGUAGUAGUACUGGUGCGCCUUAUCCGUCGCAAGAAGAAAAUGCAGUCGAUUGCGUGAUGCGUUUCGCAAUCGAACGAUUAAAAUUUCCUGAGGAACGAAUAAUUAUUUACGGAUGGAGUAUCGGCGGAUAUACUGCAACGUGGGCCGCUAUGAACUAUCCAUCGAUCCAGAGUUUGAUACUAGAUGCGACGUUCGAUGAUGUACUUCCAUUAGCUAUCAUGACGAUGCCCCCGUGGCUGGAAGGUUUGGUACGAAACAUUAUCAGAGACUAUUUCAAUUUGAAUAUUGCCGAACAAUUAAAUAGAUACAACGGGACGGUAUUGUUGAUACGAAGGACAGAAGAUGAAAUAGUAUGUACGCCCAAUGUUAACCGUUUAUCGGGGAACCGAGGUAACGUGUUGCUUACGAAACUUUUGAUGCGACGUUAUCCACAUCUUUUUACGGGAGCUCCAAAAAAUUUGAAGUUAUUGGAAAGAUUUCUGUCAUACGACAUAAAUAGCAUAGCGUCGCCCAACAGUCCAUAUUUUAGUUUCGAUAUGGUAACAGUCGAUAGAAAUGUAUGUUCAAAACUAGUUGAAUUUGAGGUAAGAAAGAAUGGUGGUGCCGUGAUAUAUCCCUCGGCGCUUGGGGAAGACUGGGAUUCCGAUAAGAAACAGCAAUUAAUAUUAUUUCUCGUAACUCAAUACAUGAAGGAUCAGCAAACGUCGCAUUGCAUGUCGUUAGAACCGGAUUUAUUUCAACCAGGUUGGAAUCCUUACCUCACCACAGAAUAAUACGAAAUUUGUUUCAAGUUCUUCUCCUUCUCGUUGUUAUCAAUGUAAUAGGAACGAUCAAAAGUCGCGACGAACGAUGAGUGAAUCGCUUUCAAUGCAUUUCACGUUAAUAAGUUUUAAUUUAAUGAACGGGUAAACGAUGAACGACGAUCGGGUAUUUAUUCCGUACGGUGAUUUUCAGUCGUAAUUUCGUUGCAAGUUGAAAGCUACGCUACGUUUAACUACAAUAUAAAGACGAAUUUGAUACGCGUCGAUUCGAUUCAUUUCGGUAGCUGGAUGACUUGCGAAUACGCCCGAUUUACUACGAAAGUAAAGUAAAUGUUUACAUACAAAAUGAAAAAAAAUUCAUUUUAUUUAUAUUCGACGUAUCGAUGUUGUAUAAAACGAUUAUUGUGCGUCCAAGAAAAUGUUCAAUAAUUAUUA
This is a messenger RNA of Ceratina calcarata, 2253 nucleotides long. RefSeq names its product protein ABHD16A. Gene Ontology annotation, biological process: monoacylglycerol catabolic process; phosphatidylserine catabolic process. Gene Ontology annotation, cellular component: endomembrane system. Bases 163 to 1830 code for a protein of 555 amino acids. Gene Ontology annotation, molecular function: monoacylglycerol lipase activity; glycerophospholipase activity. The transcript has 12 exons. NCBI's taxonomy places the organism in Eukaryota, Metazoa, Arthropoda, Insecta, Hymenoptera, Apidae. The record is from RefSeq and is a predicted model, not a curated record.